CGUGUCCGCGUCUGACCGGAAGUGAGGCAGUAAACGCAAUAAGGCGCUAAGCUGUGCUAGACAAGGCAGUGGAGAUGAGGCAUCAUGAGUUUUACAGAAUAGUAAAAAGAUUCAUAAAACUUUAGACCGCUUUAACAAGCCCUCGGACGUUUGGACAACACCCACAAUAAGAGCUCUGCUAAACUAGGUUUGUGUAGUGAUGGCAGCUUCCUUACCUCCAAAGCCAGGGAUGGCUGGGAUGCCUCCUCAGCAGCCCCACCUGCCCCCCAUCUCUGCACCAGCUCAAGGCCAGCAGGCCAUGCCCCCACAGGGAGCCCUGAAGGAGAUCUCCCCAGUUUUCCUCUGUCGGAUUGGACAGGAAACUGUCCAGGACAUCGUUACUCGCACUAUGGAGAUCUUCCAAAUCACACGUGCCACUCAGCUUCCAAAUGGUGUGACUCAAAGCCAAGCCAUGUAUCAGGACCGCUUCGGGAAGCUCCAGGAACACCUUCGGCAGCUCACGUUGCUCUUCCGAAAGCUCCGGCUCCUGUAUGAACGCUGUGUGGAGAUGACCUCUGACCUGCAGGAGGGACCAGCUGAGCUUGUGCCAUAUGUUGGAGAAGAGCUGGUUUCUGUCAGAGCUGACCUAUGCAGUCCUGCUGUCAAUCAAGAGAGAAAAGAGGUUCUGGAGAAAGUCCGCCAGAAGAACCAGGAGAUGAAGAUUCUGAUGGAUCAAAUGAGGAACCUGCUGUGGGACGUCAAUGCCAUGCUGACCCUCAGGAAAUGACCUUUCUUUCUAUUAAAUCCACCUUAUUUUAGAGACAUUCUUCCACAGAUGCACAGGGCUGCAUGAAAGUAAACACUGGGUGAACUAAGUGGAUAUGGGACUCUUUUUUUACUGUGGUGCAUCUCCUUUCUUGGGACAUUUACUAACUGACAAUGACCAGUUACUCACACGUUUACUCAUCAUCUCUUCCACUGAUGUUGAGAAUAGUUUAAUGAGAUAAGAGAAGCAAGGCAGCUGACAACUCUAUUUGUUUUCAUCAAUGUUACUUUAGCAUGUUUAGUCAAAUGUGGGAUGGCUUGUGUUUUUAUACUGUAUAAAUAUCUACUUGAAAGUUGCACGGCCUCAGGUGAACACAAACAGAACUUGUCUGCGUUUAUAAUAGGAGCAGUUGCCCGUUACGCUCUACCAGUUGUAAAAACAUUGUGUUUAGGCGUCAGAUAAGCCCCUUGGCAGCUGUGAAUCUCAGGUGCUUUGUGCGUAACACAGUGUCAGUGUGUGCAUGUUCUAAUGAGAUUAACUUCCUCAGAGCUAGACAGAACAGCUCUUCAGUCUGUGGGGGCUGAGACCUGCUUCUCUGUGAAUUUAUUUUUGUAAACUGUGAGGCUUUGAGCAUAUCUGACCUUUAGUGCAAAGGAGUUAACAUGAUUAUCAUUAGUAUCAGUGUGUUUUAAAUUAUGGACUCCACCUUAGAACAUAGAUGUGGUUUUAUUAGAGAUCUAUGAUGACCUGUAAGCUCAACAUUCUUGGCAAGGCUGCCUUUAUUAUAAGACUCCAAAGUAAAACAUGAAACGUUAUGGAUGAUGUGCUGUGUGUCUGCAGAUCAGCUGUAUUUAAAGUGCACAAACACAGAGAGGGAGUAGUAAUUAAAAUCCCAUUAACCGAGUUGUUCUUGGAGAAAAUAGAAAAUCGAUUAAAACAUAUUUGCUUUUAUGGAAUUUCAGGAUUCUUUAGGUGAACGAAGAGCCUUAAAAUACUAAACAACAUCACAUGAAUUAUAAUCAAAUACUAAAAAUAAAUCACACUUUUAUUUUCUGUUGAA
Messenger RNA from Betta splendens (Siamese fighting fish), 1805 nucleotides. RefSeq names its product Mediator of RNA polymerase II transcription subunit 30-like. The record is from RefSeq and is a predicted model, not a curated record. Lineage: Eukaryota; Metazoa; Chordata; Actinopteri; Anabantiformes; Osphronemidae. The transcript is spliced from 5 exons. Gene Ontology annotation, molecular function: transcription coregulator activity. Gene Ontology annotation, cellular component: mediator complex. Gene Ontology annotation, biological process: positive regulation of DNA-templated transcription. The coding region runs from base 200 to 766 and encodes 188 amino acids.